Molecule: messenger RNA, 1910 nt
Organism: Entelurus aequoreus (snake pipefish)
Lineage: Eukaryota; Metazoa; Chordata; Actinopteri; Syngnathiformes; Syngnathidae
Exons: 5
Coding region: 197-1234 (345 amino acids)
Source: RefSeq, a predicted model, not a curated record
UUUUUUUUUUUUACUGAAGUCUGGCAGAUUUUUGUUUUUAAUUGUCGCCAAAGGGCCCACCGUAUUAAAGUGCAGGAGGCGGGCUGCCGGACUCAGAGGGUCCUAGGAAGGAGGUCUCCUAUUGGACACCCAGAUGACUAUUUAACCCGCCUGGUCCAGAGAGAUGUGAGGACGUCUUCAUGAGAGCAGGGUCCAGAUGAUUGCCACGUUGUGUUUGGUGAGCUGCCUCUCAUGGCUUCCAGGGCUGCUGGAGGCCAAGUCCUUGCUGAGCGCCAUCGAGCAGGAAGACAUGGUUCCCGUCGGCGACGUCGGCAUCGGUCCUGAGAGAGCCAACGACUUCCUGACCCACUCCAGAGCCAGGAGGAACGCCGACCCCCGAUGGUAUCGAGGGAACCCGGACUUCCAGGCCUACUAUCGCUACUACAGCAGCAUCGGGCACACGGAGGGGCUGUACGAGAUCGACAAGCUGAGGAUGUUGUACCAGCAGAUGAGGUACCUGGAGAACACCUACGGCCCCAACGCCUCCUACUUCCAGAACAAGCUGGGGGUCCCGCAGAUAAUGUGCGACCCGGCCACCGACAAGAGGUGCAAGGUGGUCGACCCCGCGCCUCCCCCCAUGAAGGGAGUCCCCGUCCCCGUCCCCGAGGCCACGGAUCUGCCCGCCACGCUGCCCCCGCCUCCUUUUGUUUCCCAGGCGGACGUCCUGUACCUGUGCAACAGCAAGGACCCCCUGUGCAAGCCCCACAUCGUCUACCUGCCCGCCGGCGCCGUGCCCGUCCUCUGCGACCCCCGCUACCACCCCCACUGCACUCCUCAGAAGGCGCCGCCCGCCGCAGCGCCUCAGCCGCAGCCGCUGCCCCCGCACCCGCCGAAGAAGCCGGUCCCUCCCCCGCUCAUGCCCAUCCUCGUCAAGAAGUCCCCACCGCCGGCCCCCGUCCGCAUUUUCAAAGGCAUGGAGUACGACUGCGACCCCUACUGGGACCCCGACUGCCUCAUUGACCACCCGCCCAGGCCCAUGAAGGGGCAGAUUGUGGGCCCACCACCCCCUCCUCCUCCUGUGGAGGAAGAGAGGGAGGAGGAGGAGGAGGAGCCAGCACCCCUUGGUCUCCCCAUGCAGAAGAAAUCCUUCCCCUACUACUACCCCUCUGUACCCUACAACCCCCGUGAUGACUUGUACGACCCGGCCCGCUUCCAGUACCCUCAACCAGAACCACCUGCUGACGAGACCCAAUAGGGACCGUCUUUAAAAAAAAAACAGUCGGGACACGUUGAACACGUUGCACAAAGAUGUCCUUGAACGAGUCCUAAAGUUUUAAAAUAUAGGGAAAAGUCCAAAAGCAUCGUCAUUAAUCAUGUAUUAUUAUUUUAUUUUUUCAUAUUCCAUCUCACGCCUAAGGAAGAUGUUUCAAAUCCAAAAUAAACGUUGGAAAAUAAAAAAGGUUGACUAUGUUUGGCUCCUUCCUCAUAAAAACAGCGGAUAAUUAAAUGUCGUUAAUGCUGACUCGUCCAAUAGGACAUAUUGAACACGUUGCACCAAGCUGUCCUUGAACGCAUCCCAAAGCUUUAAAAUAUACAGAAAAGUCCAAAAUGUAUUGUAUUAUGUAUUAUUUUAUUGUAUUAUCUCACGCCUAAGGAAUAUGUUUCAAGUCCAAAAUAAAUGGAAAAAAGCUUUAGAAUAUACGGAAAAGUCCAAAAGCCUCGUUAUGUUUUUUGUUUUAUUUUUUUAUAUUCCAUCUCUCGGCUAAGGACGCUGUUUUAAGUCAAAAAUAAACGUUGGAAAAUAAAAAAAGGUUGACUUGUGCUUGUUUGGUUCCUUCCUCAUAAAAAUAGCGGAUCAUUAAAUGUCGUUAACGCAGACACAUUGAACACGUUGCACAAAGGUGUCCUUGAACGCAUCCUAAAGCUUUAGA